CACCUCCCCAAGCAAGGAGCCAUCGGGCGCCUACGGCCGCGCCGGCUUCCACGCCCCGGGCCAGCGCGGGCGCUCGGGCCUCGGUGGCGUGGUGAUGGCCGCCUCACACCGAGCAGCGAAGGUGGUGGCCAGCAGUCUCCAAACCCCGGUCAAUCCCAGCACCGGAGCGCGGGUCACCCAUUACGAACGCAAAGACCCCGUAGAGUCCCUGUCGGCGGCGGCGGCGGCCUUGGAGGAGGAGGAAGAGGAGAAGAAGGAGAAGGAGGAAGAGGAAGAGGCAGCGGGGCCGGCGCGGGCGCCGGCUGAUUUUAACACCAACAUUUCUGGGGUAAAUGAACAAAAACGUAUAAGCUGUGAGGAUUUUGUGGACUUUUCUGAUAUUUACCACUCUAAUGAAGAGUACUUCAGGAAACUAGAAGAGCUGAAGGCAGCCCACAUGGAAACUAUGGCAAAGUUAGAGAAAAUGUACCAGAAUAAAUUAAAUUUAAAGGAAGUUCAGCCAGCGAUCACCAUGGAAGAAGCUGCUAGUGUCUCUUCCAGGUCUGUAUCAGAAAAGAGCUCCCAUCAUCCUGUUUCAUUAAUGACAUCAAUUUCAGAGCCUGAUUUAGGUCAGUCUUCCUCCUUGAUUGUGUCUUCCUCUGAAGAUGAGUUGCCCAACGUAGAAAAAGAGUAUUCUGAGAGAAGCAGAAUGAUGACCUUUGCUAAGGAGCUCAUCAACAACAUGUGGACAAACUUCUCUGUUGAAGAUUAUAUUCAGUUUGAAGAUGCUGACUUGCCAGCACUUGAAAAAAAAAAAAAGAAGCCAAAAGAAUGGGUGCCAAAGAUUACAGUACCUGAGCCUUUUCAAAUGAUGAUUAGAGAGCAGAAGAAAAAAGAAGAGAACAUGAAAUCUAAAUCAGAUAUUGAAAUGGCACGUAAACUGCUCAAGAAACAAGAAGAAGAAUCAGAGUGUAAGAAAAAAUUCCGAGCCAACCCAGUUCCUGCGUUCGUCUUUCUCCCCCUUUAUCAUGAUAUAGUCAAGCAAAAUGAAGAACGGAGGAGGUCUAUGAAGGAGAAAAACAAAGAAGCUCUUUUGGCCUCGCAAAAGCCGUUUAAGUUUAUUGCAAGGGAGGAACAGAAGCAAAUUCGGGAAAAGCAGCUGAAAGACUUUUUUAAGUCUAAAAAGAAAACAAACCAAUUUAAAGCCAGACCGAUACCUCGAUCUACUUAUGGUUCAACUAUCAAUGACAAGUUAACAGAAGAAGAACUCUAUAGAAACAUUAGGACGCGGCAGAGAACCCAAGACUUUUUACAGAAUUCAUUCCCUCUGCCUUGUAGUCCAGCUCGCAGAAGUUAUGCUACAAGGAAGCCCAAGUGUCCUGAACAGGCUGAAAAGUCCAAGUGUAAACACAAGGUUAGGUGCCAGACUGCUGAUUCUGAAGACCUUCCUGAGAGAUAUCAGAAACAUCACUCAGAACAGAAGUGUCCAAAACCCCUGACAGUCUGUGAACCAUCUGACCUUCAUGCAGCCUCACAUGCAUCCACUAAAAGAGAGAAAAUCUUGGCAGAUAUUGAAGCAGAUGAAGAAAAUUUAAAAGAAACACGUUGGCCUUAUCUGUCUCCAAGGCGCAGGUCACCAGUGAGAAGUAUAAAUGCAAAACCUGUGCCUUGUAGCUGCAACCCUCCCAUGCCCACGGUGUCCUCCAGGGGAAGAGAACAAGCCACAAGGAGAUCACUUGAGGAAAAGAAAAUGUUGGAAGAAGAGAGAAAUCGGAUCCUAACUAAGCAGAAGCAAAGAAUGAAAGAAUUGCAGAAACUCUUGACAACCCGGGCUAAGGCUUAUGACUCACAUCAGAGUUUAGCUCAAAUGUCUAAAUCCAGAGUAAAAUCUCUCAGAAAGAGUGAAAAAGAAAGGAUGAGAGAAUACCGACGAGAACUAGAAGAAAGAGAAGAAAAAUUAAAAAACAGGCCGCUGCUAUUUGAAAGAGUUGCUCAGGUAUGUAGGAGUUUCUCUGGGCAUAUACCUAGGAGUGGAAUUGCUGGUCAGAGGAAAAAUGCAAGAAUGGCAGCAGAAAAGCAUUAUUCUAACACCUUAAAAGCACUAGGAAUAUCUGAUGAGUUUGUUUCAAAGAAAGGCCAAAGUGGAAAAAUAUUUGAGUACUUCAGCAAUCAAGAGAUGAAAAGUUUCACUGAAGAUAAAGAAAGCUUUAAUGAAGAAGAAAAAAGAGAAGAAAGAGAGAAUGGGGAAGAAAAUUAUCUUACUGAUACCAACAGCCAAGAUUCUUGCAAGGAAACAGGUAAAGCUGAUGAAGAGAGUGGAGAAGAGAAUUGUGUUGAAGAAUAAGACUGAAUCAGUCGGCAGGGUCUCCUCUCUGUUCCCCUGCUGUUGUUGGCAGCAUUGCGUGUCAGAAGCCGCGCUUGUGGUGUUAAGGACAUCCAUGGGAACCCGUCUGAUACGUGCAGGUCUCUUGAGCAAAGUCCUCGUGUAGCCUGAAAAGGCCGAAUCCAGCUGAUGGGUCAUUUGGUCAGUUAGAGUCAGGCUUUGCCUAUUCAGUUUUUAAAAUUACUACAUACGGUCUGUUUGCAACUUUGAUCUUACUUCUAUUUUUAAAAAGUGUUUGAGAAUCACAGCUGUCACAAACUGAUUAGGUAUAAAAAUAUACAUAACUUUAUCAUUUUGGGUGGAAAAAAUUGCUUAGCAUUGAGAGCAGAGGGGAGUAUUGGCCUUUGGUUUGAAAAAAAAGUUCUGGAAAGCAUGAAUCAAUAAAUAUUUUUAAAUUAUA
Messenger RNA from Eubalaena glacialis (North Atlantic right whale), 2762 nucleotides. It is a transcript of the gene FAM161A, whose product is annotated as FAM161 centrosomal protein A. The coding region runs from base 95 to 2323 and encodes 742 amino acids. The record is from RefSeq and is a predicted model, not a curated record. The transcript is spliced from 8 exons. Gene Ontology annotation, cellular component: cilium; ciliary basal body; photoreceptor connecting cilium. Gene Ontology annotation, biological process: cilium organization. NCBI's taxonomy places the organism in Eukaryota, Metazoa, Chordata, Mammalia, Artiodactyla, Balaenidae.